Messenger RNA from Enhydra lutris kenyoni (northern sea otter), 2992 nucleotides. Its product is annotated as claudin 18. The transcript has 5 exons. Gene Ontology annotation, biological process: bicellular tight junction assembly; cell adhesion. Gene Ontology annotation, molecular function: structural molecule activity. NCBI's taxonomy places the organism in Eukaryota, Metazoa, Chordata, Mammalia, Carnivora, Mustelidae. The record is from RefSeq and is a predicted model, not a curated record. Gene Ontology annotation, cellular component: bicellular tight junction; plasma membrane. Bases 198 to 983 code for a protein of 261 amino acids.
AAAAAAUAAUGCCCUUGAACCAAGAGUGAAACUGAACUAAUCUAAGGAAAACACUGUGAGCAAACACCAAGAGCUUAGGGAAACCAUCUGAUUAGGGCAGCCAGGCUCAGGAGCACUGCCCGCCCGCCCACACCCGGCUCAGGAGGAAGGCGCAGCUCGUCCUGAGCAGGUGGUCGGAAGGUGCGCGGGCUAAGGCCAUGUCCACCACCACAUGCCAAGUGGUGGGCUUCCUCCUGUCCCUCCUGGGCCUGGCCGGCUGCAUCGCCGCCACGGGGAUGGACAUGUGGAGCACCCAGGACCUGUAUGACAACCCCGUCACCUCUGUGUUCCAGUACGAGGGGCUCUGGCGGAGCUGCGUGAGGCAGAGCUCAGGGUUCACCGAGUGCCGGCCCUACUUCACCAUCCUGGGCCUUCCAGCCAUGCUGCAAGCAGUACGAGCCCUGAUGAUCGUGGGCAUUGUCCUGGGUGCCAUCAGCCUCCUGGUGUCCAUCUUUGCCCUGAAGUGCAUCCGCAUUGGCAGCAUGGAGGACUCCGCCAAAGCCAACAUGACACUGACCUCUGGGAUCAUGUUCAUCAUCUCAGGUCUCUGUGCAAUCGUUGGAGUAUCUGUAUUUGCCAACAUGCUUGUUACUAACUUCUGGAUGUCUACAGCUAACAUGUACACCGGCAUGGGUGGGAUGGUGCAGACCGUUCAGACCAGGUACACCUUUGGUUCGGCUCUGUUCGUGGGUUGGGUUGCUGGAGGCCUCACACUAAUUGGGGGUGUGAUGAUGUGCAUUGCCUGCCGGGGCCUGGCACCUGAGGAAACCAACUACAAAGCUGUGUCUUACCAUGCCUCAGGCCACAACGUCGCCUAUAAGCCCGGAGGCUUCAAGGCCAGCACUGCCUUUGGGCCCAAUAGCAAAAACAAGAAGAUAUACGAUGGGGGUGCCCGCACAGAGGACGAGGUACAGUCUCAUCCUUCCAAGUACGACUACGUGUAGCGCUCCAAGACACCUCGGCAUGGGCAAAAGAAUCCCCCAGUUAGAACGUACUUGAAAAACAAGGAAAUUUUACCUUGACUCCUGAUUGCUUUUGACUCACAGUUGAAAGUUAGAAAAACUUUGAUUUCACCCGUGAGGUGGCCAGAUGGUCUGGGCCACAUGUCUCUAUGUCUCUAAUGUUCCAUCACAAAAACAGCUGAGUUAUCAGAUAUGAAUUAGAGGCUACCGUUCACGGUUUCCAAUCCCCUAUUUCUUUUUUUUAAUUUAACCUUUCUAAUCUGAUGAUAGAAUGUGGUUUGAAUUCCUAUCAGACAAUAGCCCAUCGAUGAUCUAUUUCCCAACUCGUCCCCCAGAACAAUUCUGCAAGGAAAAAAGGAGAGUCCAUCAAAAGACAUCAUUUCCUGCUAUUUGAUUUUAACCUCCCCCGCCAACUUGGCUACUAAUAAACACUGAUUGAAGAAGAGGUGAUAGGGAAAGAUAUUUGUUAUGUCUCCAGCUCAUUAUCUGAGUUUUUUUACACUGUGAUCUUGACAUUACCUGGACCAAAGCAAUUUCAGUUUAAGGAAAGCUUUCUGCUUUUGCUGGCAACUGCUAAUUCCAGUAUGAUGCCCCCAGGGGUCUCCUGGGCUCCCCACUGCAGGUCCUUUUUCUGUCACAGGCCAGAAAGUGUCCCUAGAAGAAUGAGAAAAGGAUAUUUGUGGGUAAUCUGAAUAUAUAUGGUAUUCUCAAUAUAGUUAGAAUAAAUAUUAGUGAAACAAUACAAUGUCUCUGAAUUAGCCUCACCCCUGCACAUGAAUAGAAGAAAAUGAAAAAAUAAUUGCUUUGGUAUUGUCUAUGUUGACUUUGUAAAAUCAUCCUUAAGUUUGAAUUCCAUGAAAUGUUCACUGAUCCUAAUUAUUUCCCUUUGAGCUCUCCAGGACUAUGACUACACAGGAUAGAUACAGUGUAACCCUGUAAAAACCAAAGGAUGAAGCUGAGGGAAUGAGUUGAAACCAAUUCUUUCAAACGACAAGCACAACUACAAAGUGAUGAGCCUGGGUGUAAUGUGAUGGCAAGUGACCCCUGUGCACAUUUGCAUGGCUAGAGGUCACUGUCAGUUGACAGGAACACUUACUAGGCACUGUGGUCAGCUUUCAUACUCAGAGAGCUCUUCCCUUCACUAACUUUACCUACAGUGGUUGGACCAUGAUGUUCAAGAACUGAAAGCUCUUGACAGCCACACACCUUCCCUGUGUUCACAUGCCUGCUGCAGAAAGCCUGAAUUCCUUCCAGGCCACCAGAAUUCCAUCUUAGCACCAGAGCCAGAAUAGGUCCCCAGGGAAGUAAAAUAAGAGCAGUCUCUCAAAACUACCCAAUCAGGGAGCAGCACUGGCACUGGGGGAAUCUCACCAUUGGAUUAUUAUUUGGGGAAAAAAGUCCCUACACCAAUAGUGCAUGUGAAAGUGGCCUCCAGGGAUUUGGGUGACUAUUCAUAGGGGUCUUCAGACACAACAGAGUAUGUCUGGGGAAAACCAGAUCACAGCCCAUUAAACAGAGAGGAAUUUUGUUCACCAACAUCCAAAGCAAACUCAGAGACCCUUCUCACUGAGACCGCAAUGGUUCUAAGCUACAUCAGAUACGGUAUUCAUGGAACUCAUUGUCUGAGAUGGGAUAAAGGGUGGAUAGAUAAUUCAAGAAAAACAACAACAACCAAAAAAAGGCAGAGAUGGGGGAAAACAAAACUGAGCAACCAAGGGCAUGGAGAUUGUGAGGGUUCUCAGGAUUUGACUUGAAGGCCAUGGGCACAAUGAACCUUCUUUGCUACCACCAGAAAGUCCCUGGUCCGGUCUGAGGCACUGAGGUGUGGCUCAGCUGGGUUUUUAAUCAGCACAUUCUCUACCCAACCCUGUGUUGUAUGAAAGCCUCCGUGAGUUAGACUGUGCUUUGUAAUUUUGUUAUUGUUGCUCUAGCCUAUUGUAUAUGCAUUGACUAUUGACCUGCAUGUUUUGUGAACUAAAUAUUAAAAUUAC